AUGUCAACACCACCUAUCAAUAAUUGGGGUAUAAUCUAUUUUGGUGACACACCGGAUAGAAAUGUGAAUGGAGUUCUACAAGAAUUCCAAAAUCAAUUCCCCAGCUUGCUUGGGAGAACUGGCUUCACUAUUAACAGUCAAUUAUCAUUGACGAUUCGAGGUACAUCGGAACAUGAUAUCAUGACAGCAUUGCAGGAAGCCGCUAAAAAUAAAUGGCAAUUGGCUAUUAUUGUUCUUAAAAGUUAUGACUCAGCUAGAGUUUACGAUUAUGUUAAACAAUCUUCCAAUCGAUCGAUCGGUUUAAUGACCCAAUGUGUUAAUUAUCAAGCUCUAGAACGAAACAUUAGCAAACU
Messenger RNA from Adineta ricciae, 353 nucleotides. NCBI's taxonomy places the organism in Eukaryota, Metazoa, Rotifera, Eurotatoria, Adinetida, Adinetidae. The record is from the annotation of a GenBank genome assembly.